GCAGAGUCCUGCUACGAAACGGGGGGCGGCCCUAGGAAGCGCCCUACACGCCACAGCCAAUCAUAAGCGCGGGUCGCGUCGCAUGGGCCACCGUGCUUUGCUUUAAUUGACGACUGUUCCAGCGAAUUGGUGAUAUCGAAAUAGCGGCUUCAGCCAAUGGGAGAAACCGCUUGGAAGUCAGGGCGGGUGCAACCGAAAGAGUCCUCAGCGGCGGAAAAUGGCGCCCAGCUCGAAAUCAGAAAAGGACGAAAACAAACAGAAAUCACAGAGAAAACACAAAGAACAUAUCGUCAAACUCCUCAAUCGCAGCAAGCUGUCCGGUCAGGUGUCCCAGCGGCUGUUCCGGAAGCUUCCUCCUCGGGUCUGUGUGCCCCUCAAGAACAUAGUGAGUGAGGAGUUUCUCAGGGCAGGUCACAUCUUCCUGGGCUUCACCAAGUGUGGCCGCUACGUGCUGUCUUACACCAGCGACUGCGGGGAGGACGAUGACUUCUCUUUCUACAUCUACCACCUCUACUGGUGGGAGUUCAACCUGCACAGCCGGCUCAAACAGGUGAGGCACGUCCGGCUGUUCGCGGGAGAGGACAUCUACAGCGAGCUCUACCUCACUGUGUGCGAGUGGCCCCAUGACCACUCCAAGAUAGUCAUCUUCGGCUUCAACACACGCAGCUCCAGUUCCGUCCUGAUGAACCUCAUGAUGAGUGAUGAGAAUAACAGGGACAUCUACAUCACCGUGGCCUCCAUGCCCCCAUCCCGGCCCUGCACACAGUGCAGCUCCCCCGCCCCUGGCACAGGAGGCCUGGAGUGUCUGGAACAUGGUUACGUGCUGAACUCCCGCUACCAGGUGGUGUACCCCUUCCCCACCUUCCAGCCCGCCUUCCAGCUGAAGAAGGACCAGGUGGUCCUACUGAACACCAGCUACUCGCUGGUGGCCUGCGCCGUGUCCUUCUGCCCAGAAGGGGAACCGGAUCAGACAGGCCAGAUCCUGUACAAAAAGAGAGCUUCCUGCCCUGGGACAAAUUCCCCUGUGCCCACAGUCCUCACCGCAUCCUCCCCGUCUUCCUCCCAAGCUUCUCCUGACAGCCAGCCAGGCCCCUCCCCUCCUGCGGCCGACCAAUCGCAGGCCGCCGCCCGGGCCAGGGAGUUUGCAGCAGACAUUUUUAGGAGGGUGCAGGGGAGGGAGCGGGAUGGGCUGGGGGUAGGGUCACGGGGGGGUGCUGAGCUCUGUCCUGGGCACCACUCCCCCUCCAGGGGGCGCCAGCCGGGACCCAGCGAUACAGUAAUGUCCCCGUCGUCGGCAUCGUCCUCUUCACCUCGAUCCCCACCCUCCAGCCAGGACCCCUCCUCCUCUGAGCCAGGCUACAUUAACUACACUCGUCACAAAUACUGUCUGCAGCUGCCAGGCAUCCCGGAGCAGGAGCACGCUCCGUCUGAGUAUGAGGACGACAAGGUGCAGCUUCCCUUCACCGUGAGCGACGUGAAGGGCCGUGGCCUGCAGCUGGUGACUGGGCCACAGAGCGGUCGGCCGUGUGUGUGUGUAGAGCAGCUAACCCUGGACUUUGAGUAUGUCAUCAACGAGGUGAUCCGCAACGACGCUGCAUGGGCUGCGCAGUUCUGCUCCUUCAGCGACUACGACGUGGUCAUCCUGGAGGUGUGUCCGGAGACCAAUGUGGUGGUGAUGAAUAUCGGCCUUCUGCUGCUGGCCUUCUCCACCCCUGAGGAGGAGCACUGCAGGCCCAACACCUACCACAGCAGCGUGCAGGUGAGCUGGGACCUGAGCACCGGUGUGUGUCACACGGUGGGCAUCGGGGACCUCACCGAGGUCAAGGGUCAGACCAGUGGCAGUGUGUGGAGCUCCUACAGGAAGUCAUGUGUGAACACAGUGAUGAAGUGGCUGGUUCCGGAAAGCAGUUCCCGAUACAUCAACCGCAUGACCAACGAGGCCCUGCAUAAAGGCUCGUCUCUGCAGGUGCUGGCAGACAGCGAUCGUGGGACCUGGAUCAUCCUGUGAGGGGCCCAGAGACAGACAGGCCCUGUUCUUAUUGACAGCCUGUUUGGCCGACAACAGCAGUCGCCGCUGUUAAUGACCCCAUAACUGACAUUAAGUGCAUUUCUCAGUAGUCAUAGCUCGCUGUGUAUUGUAAGUAGGACCAGGAAUGUACCUGAAUCAGAGCUGGAAUGAACAAUGGCUUUGCGCCCCCUGCCUCAAUGGCAGUAUGGGGGUCGUUGGUGGCUGGAAGCCUUCGGUGAGUUGGACACCAUGACCGUGUCUCUGGGUUCACUUGAUGUUCAUUUCCCAUGAGCCUCCGUGGAUCGGGCUUUGGCUCUGGGUGACGCGUCCCCCGUUCGUUUGCUUUUGUGCCGUCUGGCUGCUUCGACGCCGUCGGCCCGAGGGUGUCUCACUUCACCUGUUGUUGGUAUUUUUUAUUAUUAAAAUGAUUGACUCAU
Messenger RNA from Paramormyrops kingsleyae, 2445 nucleotides. It is a transcript of the gene dcaf15, whose product is annotated as DDB1 and CUL4 associated factor 15. The record is from RefSeq and is a predicted model, not a curated record. Lineage: Eukaryota; Metazoa; Chordata; Actinopteri; Osteoglossiformes; Mormyridae. Gene Ontology annotation, cellular component: Cul4-RING E3 ubiquitin ligase complex. Gene Ontology annotation, biological process: protein ubiquitination.